Molecule: messenger RNA, 588 nt
Organism: Camellia sinensis
Lineage: Eukaryota; Viridiplantae; Streptophyta; Magnoliopsida; Ericales; Theaceae
Source: RefSeq, a predicted model, not a curated record
AUGCCACCCUUGACUGGAGUUCAUCCCGGCGAUGCAGCGAUUACUCCUCAGGAGGUCGAGGCAGGCACCCACAAAGUAUACAGAGGGCCUUCUUCAACUGGUUGCCUCCUUAGUUCACAUGUUGCAGAGAAGGGAGAUAUUGCUCGCUCUGCAUGGUAUCGAGUUCCACUUGCGUCGAGGGCACCAGCGGCAGUGGCAGCGACAGUACCAUCACCGGCGGCACCCCCUCUAGUGGUAGGGAGGAUAGGUAGACAGGCCCCAGUACGCAGCCGAGAUGAGUGUCGAGGUCAAGACAGGGGCAGAGGUGCUCGGAGUCAGAGCAGCUCAGAGCCGUUGUUGAGUGGGGAUAAUACUGAGACCAGCGACUCCGAGGAGGCGGUGAGUCGACACUCUAUGUCUGAGAGCAGUGACGAUGAUGUAAGCUCGGGAUCAGAGAGCGAAGAGGAUACCGAGGCUAGUUUUGAGUCUGGAAGCGGAGAUACUGGCACUGGCUCCGGCCCGGAGUUAGAUUCUGGUAGUGGCGCUAAUGGAGACAGUGCCCCUGAGUCCCCUCCGAGGAAGAAGACGAAAAGGGCCUCUCAAGCUUGA